Messenger RNA from Zychaea mexicana, 1041 nucleotides. RefSeq lists its product as uncharacterized. The transcript is spliced from 5 exons. NCBI's taxonomy places the organism in Eukaryota, Fungi, Mucoromycota, Mucoromycetes, Mucorales, Lichtheimiaceae. The record is from RefSeq and is a predicted model, not a curated record. The annotation marks the transcript as partial.
UACCAAAGUCUCAAUCGCAACACCUUUUGGACACUUAGUACUGGGACGGUGGUGGAAGAUAAAGUUAAGGAGCUUGCCAUGAAACUGUCCAACGAAUACCCUAGUCAUUCAAUGAUUUUAGACACUUCUGAUCCAGUCUGGCUCGAGUAUUUCACUAAGAGUGAAUUGAAAGAAAUAGAGGAUGAAAAAAAAGUAACACUCUCAGAAUUACCUAAAAGCAUGCAAACAUAUUUGGAUUGCUACAACGGCUUGAAAACAUUGGAUGAACUCUGGAACGAACAUACGAAACAUAGCCUCCACCCAAUUCGUGAUGCAGACCUUUACUGGGUUCAUUCAUCAGUGAGGAAUGUGUUGGAGAUCUUGAUGCAUGGCCUGCACAAAAAAUUUAAGACCGAAGCUGAUUAUAUGAAGAGAGCAUGGUCAAUAAUUGACUGUUGUUUCGACAAUGGAGACCUUGAUGUUAUUUCCGGAGAAUAUGUCUCUAAAGCCUCUUCAACCCGAGUUAAUCUCGAUCGCUCCCUUGCUGCCUUAUCUAGAAGAAAAAUCGGUACAAAAACCGACAUUCUUUUCACCACGGAAUAUUUGGAAUUCGGCACUGUGGAAGCAGGAAAAAUAUCCGAUGUCAACAGCACAAAAACACUAUAUCAAGCAGGCAUGAAGCUGCCAAAGAACUUGAAAGAUAUGCUGUAUGAUCUGGUUCAGGAGUGUCUGUCGCAACUCAUAAAUAUAAAGACAUGUGGUAUCAUCAUUUCUGGUUUAAAUAUGCUUCCUAUCGUUAUGGAUUGUCCUUGUGGUUGUGUCUCAAGGAUCAAUCGUCCAGCUCGGUUUUAUCAUUAUCCAUCGACUGCAUCCAAUUUUCUGAAGAACAUCAAGUCCAUCAUCCGAGUCACUUACUAUACAAAAAAAACAAUGACUGACGUGUAUGAUUUAUUGAGCGAGACUGAAGAUGAAAACGAAUAUGGUUCUCAGCGACCUAUUCUUCUACUGCCAUCAUUCAUCCCAAUAACAACAAAAUCCGGAAAAAAAAAGAAAGACAUCUAG